CGUCGGCCCUGGAGCGCACCGACCGCGGCGUCCCCGGCGGAGCGGCCGCGACUGGACGGGCCGGGCGGCUGGACGGGCGCCCCCGGGCUGCCCGCCGCCCCCCAUGAGCGCAGCCCCGCGCGGCCCGGGUCCGUAGGCGGCGGGGCGCCCCCCAUGCUGCUGCAGCCCGCGGCGUGCGCCCCGAGCGCGGGCUUCCCGCGGCCGCCGGCCGCCCCCGGCGCCAUGCACGGCUCGCAGAAGGACACCACGUUCACCAAGAUCUUCGUGGGCGGCCUGCCCUACCACACCACCGACGCCUCGCUGCGGAAGUACUUCGAGGGCUUCGGGGACAUCGAGGAGGCCGUGGUUAUCACCGACCGCCAGACGGGCAAGUCCCGCGGCUACGGCUUCGUGACCAUGGCCGAGCGGGCGGCCGCCGAGCGGGCGUGCAAAGACCCCAACCCCAUCAUCGACGGCCGCAAGGCCAACGUGAACCUGGCCUACCUGGGCGCCAAGCCGCGGAGCCUGCAGACGGGCUUUGCUAUCGGUGUGCAGCAGCUACACCCCGCCUUGAUCCAGCGGACCUACGGGCUGACCCCGCACUACAUCUACCCGCAAGCCAUCGUCCAGCCCAGCGUGGUGAUCCCGGCCACCCCCAUCCCCUCGCUCUCCUCCCCCUACAUCGAGUUCACCCCGGCCAGCCCUGCCUAUGCCCAGUUCCCGCCGGCCACCUACGACCAGUACCCAUACGCGGCCUCACCCACCUCUGCCACCAGCUUCGUGGGCUAUGGCUACCCAGCCGCCGUGCCCCAGGCCCUCUCGGCUGCGGCCCCCACGGGCACUGCCUUCGUGCAGUACCAGCCGCAGCAGCUGCAGCCUGACAGGAUGCAGUGAGGGGCGCGUGGUGGCAGGCAGACGCCAGGCUCCGGGGGCACAGACAACGAGCCGGGCCACCCCAGCCCCUGUGCCACCCAAGACCCCGCAGCACCCGUCCGCAAGAAGGCCCCAGAGACUGUUGCUCCUGAAAUCUAGGGCCCAUCCUGUCGUGAGGGAGGGCUGCAACAAAAAGGAACGGCUGAAGAGCAAUGUAAAGACGCAGCCCUCGGCAGUGCCUCCCUGACCUUCCUGCCUCCUCGCAGCACUUCAGGUACCCGCGGCCUGGCCCCGGCCUCCUCCGCACGGUGUCCUCAUGGGCCCUUCCCGGGUCCCAGCCCCGCUCUGGGCUCUGCACAAACUUUGUCAUGUUCAGAGGUGCCUUACUCAAGGGAAACCUAAGAAAGAGAAGUCCACUGACUAUUUAUUGUAACUACUCGAGCCGCACAAGUUGGUUGCCGCUGUCAGAUGCCAUGCGGGUCACACACUCUGUUGAUCUGUCAUGUUCUAAGUUAUUGCACUGGGCGGCUGCUCCGGACCCCCCAGACCCCCGGGGGCAGCAGGGCCACUGGCCUCUAGGGGAGGCCCAUGUUCCUUUCAGUCGAAGCACUGCAACUUUUUUUCUUGUAAUUGUUUUGCUAUUAAGAUGAUUUCAGAAUUUCAGUAUACUUCUUAAGCGGAGACUCCCGCCACCAUGAAUCCAAAACCUAUUUUUGAAUUUGAGAGAUUCACUUUUGUUGAUGCCCAAGGCGACAACCACAGUAUUUCUGUAUGAGACGGAGUCCGUUGGCGCAAGCGCCCAGGGCCCCUGGGGGCCGGGCCUGAGGCCCCACGUGUCCCGGCCAGGGACGCAGCUGUCUCCCUGGUGAUGCCCGCCUCAGUGGGAGCAAGGUGUGCCCGCCCUGCAGACAGGACGCUGCUCCCCAGGUUCACCACUGGGGCUCGUCCCCCUCCUCACUCUGCCCUCUCUGCCCUCAGCCACCACUGUGGGAGGGUGGGGGGGGGUCUGUGGCGUGCGUGCCGGCUGGGGGGCCGGGCUCCGUGGCCAGCAGGUAGGGUUCGCUGGGCGAGGCUGUGUGUGGAGGCCGUGGGGCCCAGGCCCGCUGCCCUCUCUUGCUGCCUGCCUGGGCUGGCCCGAGCUGCGCUGGAGCACACAGCCCUGCCCGGGGCUCAGUCCUGGCAUUGGAGAGCAGUUCUAACACCCCGUGCUGGGCUGCAGUAGGGGGCUUUGAGGGGCUGGGGGGGGCCCCGCCCCGACCUAGAGGGGGAGCGGAGGGAGGGUGGCCUCGUCUGGGCCACAGGCAGGGUACGUGGGGGCAGCUCAGCUCGGCCCUGGGGAGGGCAGGUGGUGGUGGCUGGGAACGUUCCUUCAGACCUACCUCAGGGGGCACGGGGAGGCCUCAGGGAGCGGACGCGCCCACGCUUUGUGGCACGCCCGGUACAGAGUCAAGCCCCAGGAAGUAAAGGUAGCUAAGAUUAUAAUGAUAUUUUUAUUAGAAUGUUCUGAUUAUAUAAAUAAAACUUGUUUUCUUUAAAGAAA
Molecule: messenger RNA, 2392 nt
Organism: Choloepus didactylus (southern two-toed sloth)
Lineage: Eukaryota; Metazoa; Chordata; Mammalia; Pilosa; Megalonychidae
Gene: RBM38
Product: RNA binding motif protein 38
Exons: 4
Coding region: 154-873 (239 amino acids)
Cellular component (GO): cytosol
Molecular function (GO): RNA binding
Source: RefSeq, a predicted model, not a curated record